AAGAAGAGAAUACACGAAUGGAUCUUAAUGCAAUCAUAAAUCUUUCAAAUCAAAUUGAUAAAUUAGAAAAUAAUGAUAAAUCACAUGCAAGCUUAAUAGCGAAUAAGAUUCUUCCAAGUAGAUCUGUUGGUCAUCCACCAGGCCCUCUUUGGCAAGCUUUUGAUCCAAUUAAGACUAAUUAUAAAAAACCCAAAGCUCGUUGUAUAUUCUGUAACUUAAACAAACCUAUAUCUGGUACUGCGGCUGUGAUGAUUUUGCAUAUCAAAAAAUGUGAGAAGAUUCAUUCAGAAAUUCGAGCUUAUCUUAUGAAUACUUAUAGCUGUCAACAAAAGUUAGUUCCAAAUUUAAUUACUGAAUGUAAUCAGCAGCAAGAUAAUUCUCAUUCAUCAGAUGGAUCGAUUGCAUCUUUUAUAUCAGUCUCAAAUUAUGAUUCUAUUUCAGUUUUAUCAGAUAAUAAUACAAGUGAAAACAAUGAUUUUUUAAAAACUGCAAGUCAGAUAUUUACACAAUUACCAAUAGAUGCAAGAAAAGAUCGAAAAUCAGAACUUGUUAAAAUUAGAGACACAUUAGGAGAAAAUCAAAAAUCGGCUGUUAUAUUUAGAGAUCUAGAAGAAGUUUUAUCAACUAUAAGCUCUGCUAUUAAAAUUAUUGGAUUUUUUCAAAAAAACACUUUAGCUAUUCAAAAUAUUCAUACUCGAUUUGGUGAAAAAACAUUUAGAUUUACUCUUCCAACCUUUACAUGGUGGAAUUUUUUUUUUACUUCAUUACAACAAUUACAAAAUAAAGAACAACAUUUGAAGGAUAUGGCAUAUGAAAUGGAAUCAU
Racocetra persica is the source of this 825-nucleotide messenger RNA. NCBI's taxonomy places the organism in Eukaryota, Fungi, Glomeromycota, Glomeromycetes, Diversisporales, Gigasporaceae. The record is from the annotation of a GenBank genome assembly.